Doryrhamphus excisus (bluestripe pipefish) is the source of this 1833-nucleotide messenger RNA. RefSeq names its product polyamine oxidase (gene paox). Gene Ontology annotation, biological process: spermidine catabolic process. Gene Ontology annotation, molecular function: polyamine oxidase activity. The record is from RefSeq and is a predicted model, not a curated record. NCBI's taxonomy places the organism in Eukaryota, Metazoa, Chordata, Actinopteri, Syngnathiformes, Syngnathidae.
CUAACCCCGCCCACCACUGUUGCUCACCAUCAUGGCGGACACUACUGUCUAGUGACUUUGGACUAAACACCGGAAUGGCUGGUCGCGGCUGGAGGAGGACCAUAAACGUCUUACGCCUGUCAAAUUCUCCACAGUUCCGGACAUCCGUGCAGUUAGUUGUGUUCUGCAGUCCAGUCGGUCUCCGCCAUGUCUGUGGGUGUUGACGCUAGAAUAGUAAUUGUAGGAUGUGGGAUAGCAGGGAUAGCAGCGGCACACAAACUAGUUAAAGCAGGUUUUAAUCGUGUGCACAUACUCGAAGCUACAGAUAGAAGUGGAGGAAGGAUAAAAACAGGCAAAUUUGGUGAUAACAUAAUAGAGGUCGGUGCAAACUGGAUCCACGGACCAUCCGAGGGCAACCCAGUGUUUUGUUUGGCUCGACAAUAUGGACUCCUGGAUGCAGAGGCCCUCAAGCCAGAGAACCAGGCCAUGGAGAUCGGAGGACAUCCUCCCUGGAUCCACAAUAUCUUUACCAGCUCAGGUCGCAAGCUGAGCAUUGAAGAUGUGCAUCCUGCUCAGGAGAUGUUUACUGAGCUGCUGGAAGAGUGUGCAGAGUUUAAUGAGAGAGGAGGAGAACCAUGGCCCAGCGCGGGUCAAUUUAUUCGUGCAGAGGUGCAACAAAGAGCAGCUGAGAAGUGGAAAGAUGCUGAUGCAGCCACAAGAUCUUUGCGACUGUGUAUGAUUAGCACUAUGCUGAAGGUGGAAUGUUGCAUUAAUGGAACUUACACCAUGGAUGACCUGAGCUUGGGUUGUUCUGGCAUGUAUAAAUCUCUGCCAGGACUUGACUGCACCUUACCAGGUGGCUAUGAAGGUGUGCUGAGAAACCUGAUGUCAGAGCUGCCUGCUGGUCUGGUGACCUACAAUCAGCCAGUUCGCUGUAUCCACUGGAACAACACAGAGAAGACAGACACCCACGUGACCAUUGAGUGUCAAGACGGGAAGAAAGUGGUUGCCGAUCACGUGAUCAUGACGGUUUCUUUAGGCUACUUAAAGAAACACUAUUCCACUCUCUUUCAACCUCCUCUUCCUCUCCACAAGAUGCACUCUAUCCAGAGAUUUGGCUUUGGCACCAACAAUAAAAUAUUUGUGGAGUUUGAUUCACCAUGGUGGGAUAAUGACUCUGAGGUCAUCUACCUGGUGUGGGAAGAUGAGGAUGCCAUUGUGGACAAGGUACAGGAUCUUCCUGGAUCUUGGAUAAAGAAGUUGUUUGGCUUCACUGUGGUAAAACCAACUGACGGGCACAGCCAUGUUUUAUGUGGCUGGAUCGCUGGGCAUGAGUCAGAGUACAUGGAGACUUUAUCUGAGCAGGAGGUCCUGCACGCAGUCACUCAACUCAUCCGCAUGUUUACAGGCAACCCCAUCAUCACUCCCCGAAGACUCUUGCGCUCUCAGUGGUUUAGCAACCCCUGGACAUGUGGAUCGUACAGUUAUCCUUCAAAAGGUUGUUCCCCGCAAGAUUUGGAGAACAUGAUGGAGCCUCUACCUUCAAAGCCAUCACUGUCACAACCCCUGCAGGUGUUGUUUGCUGGAGAGGCGACCCAUCCAAGCCACAGCAGCACUGUCCAUGGAGCUCUUCUCACUGGCAGGAGGGAAGCUGACAGGCUCAUCACUCACUACUCCUCCAGUCAUCCACCCAAGCCUAAAUCAAAGCUUUAAAAGAAUAACACUUUUUGUAAGCAGCUUCAUAAAAUUAAGUAUUUGUCUAAAUUGAGACCCAAUUUUCAAGGGAAAGGGAAUACAUUCAAUACAGACAAUUAUAUUCUUUCAACUUAAUAAACUGCUUACUGUUCAUCAAAA